AUGUCAAAUAGAUUGGAAUCAUUAAAUUCAAAAAAGCCAAACACCACUAAUAAACCAGGCUUAAAAUUUAAACCAAAAGUAGUUCAAAGAAAGUCAAAAGAAGAACGAGCUAAAGUUGCACCUCAAGUUAAACAAGAACAACCAAAAGCUUUACCUACAAGGGGUAGAGGUGGAGCAAGAGGUGGUCGAGGCGGCAGAGGCGGUCGAAAUAACUAUGCAGGCACACACUUAGUGACAUCUGGUCCUUUAUCUGCUGGAUCAGUAGCAAUUGGGAAUCCAAGUGGUUCAAAGCUUGGAUUAACAUCAGAUUUAAUAUAUAAUAGUUCAGGAGAAAAUGUAUCUACUAAUGAAUUCAUUAAUAGUUUGAAAGUAAAGGAUCGUAAAACGAAAUCACUAACACCAGGUGCUAGUGAAUCAGAUGAUGAAGAUGAUCCAACAAAAAUUAAUAUGACGGAGCAUUACAGAUAUGAAGAUGAUGUGACAUCAUUGUUUCCUUACAGACCAUUUAGAGACGAUGGAAUCCAAAGAGAAACUGAAGAUGUUAAUGAAGAAAAACCAAUCAAGAUUGAACAAAUAGAAUCCAAUACCCCUACACCAGCAGCUUUAUCAAUUACUAGAGAAAACACAGAAGCUAUUGAAGAUAAAAUAGAAUUAAUUAAAGAAAACAAAGCAAAACUUGAAAGCAAGAUUACUCAAAGUGAUUCGAUUAUAACGGACGAAGCAAGUAAAUUAAUAACGGAUCAUGAGCAAAUAGUUAAUUUAUUAACUGGAAAUUUGAAAAAUUUAACAACUGAAGAAAAUGAUGAUGAAAAAUAUGUUUUAUUUCAAUUACCAGAACAUUUACCUGAUUAUAAACGAAAAUCGAGUAAAGUGAAAUUAGAAAAUGAUGUUGAAAUGCUGAAGGAUGAAGAGACUUUAAAAGGUCAAAUAGGAACCGUCAAUAUUCAUCAAUCCGGUAAAAUAACAAUAGAUUUAGGUAAUGGCAUUAGAUUGAAUGUAACCAAGGGAUCAUCCACAGAUUUUUUACAAGAGUUAGCUGUCUUAGAUUUAAAUCAAGAUUCUAAUGAGAACGAGGAUAUUCAAAUGAUUGAUGAUAGUGGAAGAGAAAUGUUGGGUAAACUAGUUAGACUAGGUACCGUGAGUGAUAAAAUAAUAGCAACUCCAUAUUUUAUGUCUGAGUCAAAUGAAAGUUUACAAGAUACUACUUUUAACGUCCAAGGGAAAAUCAUCCUAUCGAUUGAUUAUCUAAGAGAUACUCUAGGAAUUACAUGCUUAGAUGUUGGAGGUAAGAAAUUAUACAUUUAUGAAGAUUUUCAAAUUUGCAAUCCAAAUUCAUAUAUUGAAGCAGUCAUCGAUGAAUUGAAACCAAAUCUUUUAUUCAUAUCAUCCAGGUUAUCUGAUAAAACCAUAUCUUUCAUAAAAACCUUAGAAUCAUUAUAUGAGUUUGAAGUUUCCAUAAAAGCUGUAGCUGAUUUUGUAAAAUUUGAUGUACAAUCAGUAGUUAGUUCAUUCAAUACAUAUUUAGGAGGUAUCAAAUCGAAAUUAUUCUCAGAUUUAGCUGUAUCUUCACCAUUUUUCAAAUUGGGAACUGGAACCUUGAAUGCAUUAUAUCUUGGAAUUUCCGAGCACAUAUCCGAAUUAUCUAUUGCAGAAAUGAUUGAUUCCCUAGAAUUAUGUAAUUUUAAAAAUAGGCUAUUCAUAGACGUCGAUCUGAUGUAUGCACUUCAAAUAUUACCUGACCCCCGUGAAAAACUAAAAGCACAUUCAAAGUCUCAAAAAUUAUCAUUAAGUGAUUUAAUUAAUUUUACGGUUACACAAGAAGGUUAUCGUUUGCUUUUGGAUUGGAUUAGAAAGCCAUUAGCUGAUUUAGAAUUAAUUCAAGAUCGUCAACAAUUGGUUCAAUUAUUGUCUUAUCCAGAAUUUAAUGAGAGAAGAAAGCUGAUAACUAGAAUGUUAAAACAAAUUCGAGGUCUGUUUGUCAAAAUUAAAAAGAUUAGAAGUAAUGAAAUUUCAUGGAGUAAUUGGAAAGCUUUACUUUUGUUUUUGUCCAACUCAAUGCUGAUAUCAAAAUUAAUGAAAGAAUAUAUUUUCAAAAAUUCAACUACUAUUAAAGAAUCAUUGAAAGUCAGUUCAUUGUUAGAUGACGAUAUCUUCGAAUUUCAAAAAUUGAAUAAUUUUUUAUUGGAAAUUAUUGAACCUGAAUCUUCAGCCGAAGAAGGAAGAGUGAAAAUUACGAAUGGAGUUGAUGAAGAAUUGGACAGGCUAAUAAUAGUCAAUAAUAACAUUGAAGAAAUAUUAAGAGAUUGUACUCACCAACUUAGAGAAUUUUAUUCAAUUCAAGAUUGUAACGCGAUUUAUAUUCCACAACUUGGUUUUUUAAUUUCGAAAUCUGAAGAUGAGUCGAAAGAUGAUGUUCCGCAAGAUUGGCAACUAGUUUUUGCUACUCCAACUAAUUCAUAUUACAAGACCCAGGAAGUUGAACAUUUAGACGAACAAUAUGGAGAUGUACAUACAAUGAUCAAUGAUAGGGAGAUUGAAAUAGUUCAAGUGUUACAAGAGGAAGUAAUGAAAUAUGAAACACUAAUUGAUAUGGUUAUUGAAGCUUUGGUUGAACUUGAUUGCUUAUGCUCAUUGAGUUUAGUUUCAGAAUUUCCAGAAUAUACUUUCCCCACGUUGACUGACGGAUAUGAUUUGUUCAUUGAUACUGGAAGACAUCCUUUGGUUGAAACUAAUCUGAAUAUAUUUAUACCCAAUAGCAUUGAUUAUCAGACAGAAAAGAUAACCAUUAUUACCGGAGCAAAUUUUUCAGGUAAAUCAGUUUAUAUUAAUCAAGUUGCAUUGAUUGUGGUGUUGGCACAAAUAGGAUGCGCUGUUCCUGCUAAAUCAGCACGCAUUGGAGUUGUUGAUAAAUUAUUGACUCGUAUCCUGUCUCGAGAAAGUUUGGAAAAACAACAAAGUACAUUUGCAAUUGAUAUAAAUCAAUUGUCAAAAUGCAUUUCACUUUGUACUGAUAGAUCAUUAAUAAUUAUCGAUGAAUUUGGUAAAGGGAGUGAUUCAAUUGACUCACCUGCAUUAUUUGGAGGAGCAUUGGCUUAUUUUGCUAAUUUAGCUGAUUGUCCAAGAUGUUUAAUGUCAACUCAUUUUCAUGAAUUAUUCAGUAAUAAUGUUAUUAUGGACAAAUUAUCAUCAUCAAAAGUGAAAUAUAUUACCACUGAGAUUGAAUUGAAAAAGUCAAACAAUAAAGUGGAAGAUAUUACAUAUUUAUAUAAAGUGAAACCUGGAAUUGCUAGAGAAAGUUUUGGAAUAUAUUGUGCUAAAACAUGCGGUAUUCCAAUGCACAUAAUAAACAAGGCUGAAUACUUUGCUGAGAAAUUAGAGGAAGGUACAGAUAUUAGAUAUCGUUAUGAAAUUUUUGGAUUUCGAUUUUGCAGAAGAAAGUGA
Molecule: messenger RNA, 3441 nt
Organism: Lodderomyces pseudojiufengensis
Lineage: Eukaryota; Fungi; Ascomycota; Pichiomycetes; Serinales; Debaryomycetaceae
Product: MutS family protein
Exons: 3
Coding region: 1-3441 (1146 amino acids)
Biological process (GO): transcription by RNA polymerase III; mismatch repair; chiasma assembly
Cellular component (GO): RNA polymerase III complex; nucleus
Molecular function (GO): mismatched DNA binding; ATP-dependent DNA damage sensor activity; ATP binding
Source: RefSeq, a predicted model, not a curated record